CGUCAACUGCAGCUGACGCGUGUGAGUUGUGGUGUUAACUAAACAGACUGUUGUGGGGUUAUGUAAAUAGUAAACAAACCUCCGGGCUCAUCGUGUCUGUUGCGUUGUAAACAGAAGACUGCAUUUGAGACUCAGUGGUCGGCUACAUAUCCAGACACAGUUCACAGCGCAGAUUACAGAAUGUCGAAAACACGCAUCUCACCCAGCGCAGGAACACCGUCGAUAGUCGGUGCGCCGGCGCGAAACAACACGAACCAGCGCGUGGCAUCCGGUGCGUUCACGCAGAUCAGCCAGGCGCAGAUAAACCAGAUCAAGGAGUCGUUUACGAUGUUGGAUAGUGAUCGGGAUAGUGUUAUCAGUCGGGGUGAUUUAGAGCAGAUGUUGACUUCACUAGGACAAAUGCCAAGUUCAAAAACACUAGACUCAAUGAUGGCAAGCAUGCCCUCCCCUCUGCAAUUCCCAACCUACCUAACAGCAAUGUCCUCGAUCCUGUCGCAAUUCUCCACCCGCGAGGAACUUGUCACCGCGUUCAGCGCGUUCGACAACGACGACAGCGGCGCCGCGGACGUGGAUGAGCUCCGCGAGGCAUUGCUCGAGAACGGCGCGGUCAAGGCGGAGGAGAUUGAUCGGUGUUUUAAGCCGUUUGUGAAGUAUAGUAUGGGGAAGGGGAGGUUGAUGUAUAGGGAUUUGGCGGAGUCGAUUAUUAUCUGAGGUUGCAGCAGUUAAAUAAGAGGGAAGCUGUAUCAGAGAGGGAUUAGAUAUCCGGUUUGGAGUUCAGUCGAGUUGUAUCAUGUUGACGUUCGGUUAUCUUUUUACUUGUUUGGAUGAAAAUCGAGUUGACGUUGGUUAGUUUGUUUAGUGUUUGGAUAAUUGAAUAAUUAGAUCGAG
Molecule: messenger RNA, 888 nt
Organism: Myxozyma melibiosi
Lineage: Eukaryota; Fungi; Ascomycota; Lipomycetes; Lipomycetales; Lipomycetaceae
Exons: 2
Coding region: 181-711 (176 amino acids)
Biological process (GO): mitotic cytokinesis; actomyosin structure organization
Cellular component (GO): cytoplasm; myosin II complex
Molecular function (GO): cytoskeletal motor regulator activity; myosin heavy chain binding; calcium ion binding
Source: RefSeq, a predicted model, not a curated record